Molecule: messenger RNA, 3381 nt
Organism: Saccharomycodes ludwigii
Lineage: Eukaryota; Fungi; Ascomycota; Saccharomycetes; Saccharomycodales; Saccharomycodaceae
Gene: CDC15
Product: serine/threonine protein kinase CDC15
Exons: 1
Coding region: 1-3381 (1126 amino acids)
Biological process (GO): protein phosphorylation
Molecular function (GO): ATP binding; protein kinase activity
Source: RefSeq, a predicted model, not a curated record
AUGAUGGCUAAACCAAGAUUUAGACCGGCUUAUAAUACUAACAGUCGUGAAAAUAUUAUAAACAUGGCAUCCAGAAGCAGUAGUACUUCCAGUAUUGUACAUGGUAAAAUCUUAAGUGAUAAUAACAAUGUCAUUAAUGUGACACCGGCGCAAGGAGCAAGGACUAGCUUUAAUUCAAACAAUUCAUCCCCAAAUUCUAGCUCCUAUGAAGUAAGCAAUGACUGUAAAAAUAACACUGAUGCUAAUAUAGUUAACGUCAAUUAUUCCAAAGUAAAAAAACUAGCCACCACCAACAAAAACAACAGCGGUUUUAUAUCAAGCAAAAACAGAAAACUCAAACAUGUGGAGUACCAAUUAAAAAAUAAAAUAGGACACGGUGCAUAUGGUGUGGUAUACAGAGCAGUCAAUAAAAUAACCAACAAAGAUUUGGCCAUUAAAGUGGUCACCUUUGAAGAUGAUGAAGAAUUAUUAAAUGAUCAUAUGGUUGAAAUCGAUUUACUAAAAAAUUUGAAACACCCAAAUAUAGUCAAGUACCAUGGCUUUAUACAAAAACAAACCAAAUUAUAUAUUUUAUUGGAACUUUGUUCAAAUGGCAGUUUAAGGGACCUAAUAAAAUCAAACGGUGGUCCGCUAAAUGAAAGUACAAGUAUUAACUAUGUUAAACAAACGUUACAAGGCCUAACUUAUUUACAUGAACAGGGUGUCAUUCAUAGAGAUAUAAAAGCAGCUAAUUUGCUAUUAGAUAAUAAAAAUGUCAUCAAAUUAGCUGAUUUUGGUGUUUCCACUAAGGUCACUAAUGUGGCAAUGACCUGUGUGGGAAGUCCCAAUUGGAUGGCUCCCGAAAUAUUGUUGGGACAAGGCGCCACGACUAAGUCAGAUAUAUGGUCUGUUGGAGCAACGGUUGUUGAAAUAUUAACUGGAGACCCACCCUUUUUCAAUUUGAACAGAGAAGCUGUUUGUUACGCAGUAAUGCAUGAUGUUUACCACAUUCCCUCCAAAUUCAAACUAUCUAAAUCCGUCAUACAGUUUAUAGCUAAAUGUUUUGCAAAAAACAUUUUUGAAAGACCAAGUGCAAAAACUUUAUUGGAGGACGAUCCUUGGAUCAACCAAACUGCGAACGGGAAUUUAGUUAAAUUACAAAAAUUGAAAAAAUUUAAAGAGCAUGAUGAAGACGGUAUUUUUUUUAAGGAUUUUGGUGAAGACGGCGAAGAUUUUGGAUCGCCACAUAAGGAGAAGUGUUCGCUAAAUAAUACCGAGGGUGAAGACACCAAUAGUCCAAUUAGUACUGCAAUUGAUUCGUUGUCCAUAAAUAACAUUAGCACAAAUGAAGAUCCGUGUAUGUCAGGCUCUAUCUUACUACAAGAGUUUAAAAAGCAACAAAACUUUAGUGGCAAUACUAUGAAAUGUAUGGACAAAAUAAUAAAAGACUGUGAAAUAUCUCAAAUUACUGGAGUCGUAAUUUAUCUUUUAUACUCACGAAAGGAUACUGUGAUUAUUGGAUUAUUUGAACUUUUUGUGUUGGCUUACAAAUCCAAAAAAACCGACUUUUUGGUCGAAUUUAACAAGAGUUAUGGUAUGCCCUUACUAAUAGAUUAUAUAUGUUUUUUGAAGCAGAUAAAAGAUGAAAAAAAAGAUGCGCUAAAAUGGUUGAAAUUAUUAAACAAUCUUGAAAGUAUUUGUAAUUUCCCCAUUUUAAAAGACACCAGUGCUAUAAAGCUAGUAGAUAUAGAGCUUUGCGAUAACUUUGAAAUGAUCAAAUUUGUUAUACAUCUAUCUGUAUUUUUAAUUAAUUGCAAUACUAAAAUAUACUCUGAACUAGUCGGGAACAAAUGGUUGCCUGCAGUUUUGAAAAAUUUAAAAAAAGUUCAUGAUGUUAAUGAUAAGACUUCAAUACAAAUAAUUAAGGAUUGUCAAUACUUAUUGUAUGAAACUACACAAAACGGUAUAUCUAUUGGAGAGAAUCUUUUAAGAGAAAUGACACAUCAUUCUAGUUGGAACCAUACUGUUUUAAAAUGCUUAAAUAAUUUAACAAAAGUGGACACAAACCAUAACAAUAUACAAGCAUUACUGUUAGCAUCGCAUUCGUUGGGAAUAUCAGAAUCAUCUUCGGCUACCGGAUCAAAUACGUAUAAUAUAUCUUCGUAUGUAUUUCAAUGGUUAACAAAUGUGAUUUUGCCCACCAUUAAAACGAAAUUAGAAAACUUGGAUGCUUCUAAUAAACAACUCUCAAAAUCAGAUUUUAAAACAACGAGAUAUUUUAUUGAACUAGUCUAUAACAUAUCACACACAAACCAAACUUACAAAACGCAACUAAUUUCAAACAUAGAUAUGCCUGUUGUUUGUAAAGAUUUUUUGAGAAUCCAUAAAAAUAUUCCACAAGAUAGUAUUACGCAUUAUUCGUAUUUGAUCAAGUUUGUUAUUAGACUAAGUGCUGAAUUAACUAGUGAAAUCAGCUUGAAAAAUACUCAGGAUUUGUUAAUUAAAUACUGUGAGACUGCGUUUACGUUUUUGGAUGAAUUUCCAGAAUCUACUUAUACAUGGUGUGCUAUUGAAGUAUUAAGCAACUGUUUGCCUAAGAUAACAAAUUUGGAGUUUUCACCAACUGAAAUCAUAUUACCUACCAGUGGCACUAAAGUUAAAAAAUAUAGCAUAAAUUCUAUAGUUUUCCCCCUUUUCAAUGAUAGAUUAUUAAACAGCCAGGAUUUUGAAAAUGUUUUCAAAAAAUUGAAUAAAUUAUUAAUGGCGUUAACAACUAUCCAAAAGGCAAACGAUGAGCACCAACAAGACAAACGUUAUAGUAAUAAUUUUAUAAUGAACGAUUUUUUCCAAGAUGAUAAAUACAUUGGGAUAAGUUCAAAAUUAUCUAGUACCAAUAUUCAUGGCUUAGAAGCGGAUACUUCUAACGAUCUAAAUUAUAUUUCACCUAUUGCACAAUUAAUUGUCGGGAACCCUCAAUUUGUUAUUGUAGUGGUUAAAAUUUUGGAGAAAUUCAAGGGCAGUUUAAUUAUUCAAAUUGACUUUUUAAAAUUCUUGAAGAAUGUUUUUUGGCAAUACGUUGAAUAUAGGUUCACAGAAUAUACGAAAAAAGAAAGGGAGCAAUCUUCAAUGGUAGCAGAUAAGAGUGGACAAAAUAAUAAAAAAAUAGAUUACUUACAGAUAGCUUUAAAGGCGCAAAACAAGUAUACGUCUAAUAACUUUAGAAACAGUGAUCAAAACCACUUUUUUUUAAAAGCAAGAACACAUAAUUUGAGAGACGUGAAUGAUAUUUUAAUUAAGUUAUGGGAAAAUGAAAGUACUAGGGUUGGAUAUAAUUCUAUUUUAAUCAAACAAUUAGUUAAAGAUAUUAAUAAGAUAUAUAAUGAAUCUAUAACAUUUGCAUAA